AUGACAAGCCUUUCGAGCUUUAGCUGCCCUCUCUCUUGCGUCAACCCCGGGGAGAGCAAUACUGAACCCAGCGUGGUGCUGCCACCUUUGGCAGGAGAGCACAUGGGACACCCCACUGGCAGUUCCUUAAAACUCUGCCCCUCGCACAAUUUGCGAGACUACCCCGAGCCGAGGUCCAGUGCAUAUGCUGACCAUUCAGUUCCCACUUUUCCAGACUCUGGAUACCCCAGCCACCGCUUAGAGCACAGCCCCAGGGGCAUUAUCUUCGGAGCCAAUCUCUCUGGAGCCGGCAUGCCACCCGUCACUGAUCAACUGGCAUCAAGAGCCAACCAACAUGGCGGGAUUGGAAGGUACCGUGACUUUAGGGACAACAGGAGCCAUGCGUUUUUCACAAGCUACCAGGAGCAGGCCCACCCCUCCUCCGACGCGUCCCGAGACCUCGGGAGCCAAAUGAUGCUGAGUCUACCUGGCGACCUCCUCACCCGGACUCACUCCUAUGGCCAAAGCAUCAGCCCCAAGGGGAGCAGCCAGCAGCUCGUCUCCCAGUUCCUGGGGCUCUACAAGCCCCUGAACAUGAUCCAGCGCGGGGGAGCCGACGCGUUCCUCAGGUGCGCCAAGCAGGUGAAGCACGAGCUGGUGUGCAAGUGGAGUGAGGGGCCAGGGAAGGUGUCGUGCUCCAGAGCCUUCGGGACCAUGUACGAGCUGGUCACGCAUGUGACGGUGGAGCACGUCGGCGGACCGGAGCACUCCGAGUACGUGUGCCACUGGGAGAGCUGCGCGCGGGACAGGAAGCCUUUCAAAGCCAAAUACAAGCUGGUGAACCACGUCCGCGUGCACACCGGGGAGAAGCCCUUUCCCUGCCCCUUCCACGGCUGCGAGAAAGUUUUUGCACGAUCAGAGAAUCUAAAGAUUCACAAGAGGACUCACACAGGUGAAAAACCUUUUAAGUGCGAGUUCGAGGGCUGCAACCGGAGGUUCGCCAACAGCAGCGACAGGAAGAAGCAUUCCCACGUGCACUCCAGUGAUAAACCCUACAUGUGCAAGGUCAGAGGCUGCGACAAGUGCUACACCCACCCGAGCUCCCUGCGAAAGCACAUGAAGCUCCACUGCGCCCCCAACAAGGCGCACGUCUCCAAAGGCGGCGACGCGCGUCCCGGAGACGAGGACCAAGCUGCGGAGGGCAGGUCGACCCAGAUCAGCCCCCCGAACCCUCCCACCUCAGCUCAGGAUGUCCCCAUGUCCCCUGAGAGUCGAGACGAGUUGACCCCCAGGUCACGCUUCCAUCACACGUUUGACAGCAUGGACUACCCGGCGCACAGGGCGCAGCCCCUCUUAGACCCUUUGUUGCUGCAGAGGGGCAGCUACAGGUCCCAGUCCUCCCAGUACCCCUGCAGCCAGACGGGUCACGCUUUCCACCAGACCUCGCGGACUUUCUCCUCCGCCUCUCCCUUUCAGAAAAGCAUCGUGAACGGAUGGUACACGUGCCACAGCGGCGUGGACUCGUUCCCACCAAAGCAGUGCAGCAACAUCCCCUCUCUCUGAGACCCUGGUGGGACACACCCCAGCUGCAGACCCC
Nematolebias whitei (Rio pearlfish) is the source of this 1576-nucleotide messenger RNA. It is a transcript of the gene zic6, whose product is annotated as zic family member 6. Gene Ontology annotation, biological process: regulation of transcription by RNA polymerase II; central nervous system development. Bases 1 to 1542 code for a protein of 513 amino acids. The record is from RefSeq and is a predicted model, not a curated record. The transcript is spliced from 2 exons. Gene Ontology annotation, cellular component: nucleus. Gene Ontology annotation, molecular function: DNA-binding transcription factor activity, RNA polymerase II-specific; RNA polymerase II cis-regulatory region sequence-specific DNA binding. NCBI's taxonomy places the organism in Eukaryota, Metazoa, Chordata, Actinopteri, Cyprinodontiformes, Rivulidae.